AUGGAAAAUGAGAUCAAGAAAGGUAAGCAAAAGAUUGAGUUGAACUUAGUUGAGUCUAAGAGAGCACGCGCUAUAAGUUUUUCCAAAAGGAAAAAAACCUUGUUCCAAGAUGCAGAAAAGCUUGCAAAUCGGAGUGGAUAUGAAGUUGGCGUUAUGCUUUUUUCACCCGGUGGAAAACCAUUUUCUUGCGGUUCCACAAGUAUUGAAGAUAUAAUUGAUAAGUUUUUAAAAGGGAAACUAGAGGAUCGCCAACGUGAUCAUGCUGAGGGCAAAUCAAUUGGAUUUAAGGAACUUUAUGAUCUUCUCAAAGAAUUGCAAAUAUUUAAUGAGAAAGAAAGAAGACGAAUAUUAAUGUAUAAGAUUAAGCACCCUGGCUCAGAAAUACCUCCAGAUAAACACAUGUAG
Solanum verrucosum is the source of this 405-nucleotide messenger RNA. RefSeq names its product agamous-like MADS-box protein AGL29. The record is from RefSeq and is a predicted model, not a curated record. Gene Ontology annotation, molecular function: protein dimerization activity; RNA polymerase II cis-regulatory region sequence-specific DNA binding; DNA-binding transcription factor activity, RNA polymerase II-specific. Gene Ontology annotation, biological process: regulation of transcription by RNA polymerase II. Bases 1 to 405 code for a protein of 134 amino acids. NCBI's taxonomy places the organism in Eukaryota, Viridiplantae, Streptophyta, Magnoliopsida, Solanales, Solanaceae. The transcript has a single exon.